AGCGCAAGCGUCCCCUCAAAAGUUAGGGUUUCAUUUUAAUGAAUUCUUGAUUGCUUUGGGCGUGCUGCCUCGCUUCAAGGCUCGGGUCCGGUAUUUUUCAUAAUUAUUCAAACAAAAUUCAAGAUUUCAGGUGACCCUUUUCUUCGAUUUUGAAUUGGUCGAACCAGUAGCUCAGAUCAAAUGCUCAAUUUCGCCUGCAAGGCGAUCACGCCUUUGAGGCUUAGGGCCAAUAGAUCUUCGCUAACUCUUAUCCAGUUGUAUGUAACCAAAUCUGGGGAUGAAUCUUUAGAACGAGCGAAGAAGAAAAGCUCUUUUGUGGUUACUUAUCUGGUGGAUAAAUGUGGGUUUCCUCCAGAAAGAGCUAUUUCAACUUCUAAAUAUGUGACAUUCAAAACCCCAGCUAAACCAGACUCAGUGCUUUCCUUCUUGAAAAUCCAUGGAUUCACAGAAGCCCAGGUCUCCGAGUUAGUUCGAAAAUGCCCUUCACUUCUGUUGUGUCGUCCUCAGAAUACCCUUUUGCCCAAGAUUGAAUUUUUCAAGUCUUUAGGUUUCACAGUGGAAGACUACACCACUAUGCUGUGUGGAUCCCCUUCCAUUUUCACCAGAAGCUUAGAGAAUUCCCUUUCCCCAACAAUAGAUUUCCUUAAACCGUUUCUGUCUUCUCCAGGUAAACUAAAGGUUCCCCUGAAACGAAAUCCCUGGAUUUUAUCCAGUGCAACCCGUUCUAAAAUAAAAGAAAGCAUUCAAUGUCUGGCUGAAAUGGGUGUGCCUGAAUCAAGAAUCGCGCACUAUCUUCACCACCAGCCUAGGUUGUUCACCAGGGAGAAAGAUGAGUUUGUAAAGGUUUUGGAGGAGGUCAAGGGAAUGGGGUUUCGGCCAUACAGGAAAACAUUUCUGGUUGCAGUUCAUGUGUUCUGUUCCAUGAGUAAAUUGACCUGGGAAAAGAAGAUUUGUCUGUUUAAGAAGUGGGGGCUCACCGAGGAUCAGAUUCUUGAUGGGUUUUUGAAGCAUCCUUGGCUCAUGGCGUCCUCCGAAGGAAAGGUUCAGCAAGGAAUGGAAUUUUUGGUCAACAAAAUGGGGUUCAAACCUUCUGAUAUCUUGAAAACCCCUGUUAUGCUUAUGCUUAGUUUGGAGAAAAGGACCAUUCCUAGAUGUAUUGUUUAUCAAACACUGACAGGGGAGGGUUUGUUAGAAGAGGACCUUAAGUUACUUACUAGGAUGUUGCUUGCGUCCGAAAAGAAGUUUGUUAUCAAGUUUGUAAAGUGCUAUGAGAAUGAAGUUCCCGACUUGGUCAAGCUUUAUUCUUUAUCAGACUUGAAGCAUCCAAUCCAUCUAGACCGACUAGACAACCACUGAGGUGAAGACAGGCUUCUUGAGGUUCCCCUUCAAUUUGCUUCAUAAAUUUCAAUCCAUUAGACAUUUGGAGCACCCAAUUCAUCUCAUUUGGUACACAUUAAAUUCUCUCUUUUAUUUUUUUCUACCGGUGUUAAAAAUCCCAUUGUCGCGAUGGACGUGACAAAUGUGAAUAGUCAUCAUUGAGGCAGCGAUCAUAGAUAACAAGCGCAAUGCCUAUUUUCUCAUUCUU
Messenger RNA from Cuscuta campestris, 1585 nucleotides. NCBI's taxonomy places the organism in Eukaryota, Viridiplantae, Streptophyta, Magnoliopsida, Solanales, Convolvulaceae. The record is from the annotation of a GenBank genome assembly.